AGCACGAUGAAGCUGGAGUGGGGGGACGGCGAGGCCGACUACGGCCUGGAGGAGGCCGCCUUCUACGAGGGGCCGCCGGCGCUGGCGCCGCCGCCGCGCAAGCAUGUUUCCUUCAGCCUCCGCCUGGAUCUAUGCGAUGAGGGCGGCGGCGCGGUGGAGGGCAUCAAGAGCGAACCGCCGGAGAGUGAGGAACCGCGAGCCAUGCAGAAGGUGCCUUCGCUGUCCGACCUGUCCGACCCGGAGGCGUCAUUAGACAUCCCAUCGCAGGUGCCCCCGCUGACGCCCGGCACCAACAAGAAGAUGGCCGAGGCGCUGAAGGCUACCUUCGCCUCCUGGGAGAAGGAGCAACUGCGCCUCGGCGUGCCCAAAGAUCCGAGACAAUGGAGCGAAGCAGCGGUAGCAGCGUGGCUGCGCUGGGCGGCGCGCGAGUUCUCGCUGGAAGGCGUGGCGCUGCAGCAGUUUGCGCGCGCGCAGGGCAAGGACAUCUGCGCCAUGGGCCGCGAGGAGUUCGUGGCACGCGCGCCCGCCUUCAUGGGCGACAUACUGUGGGAGCACCUGGAGAUCCUGCAGAAAGAUGUGGAGAAGGAGCGCUCCCUGCUGGCGAACGUGCCUCCUAACAUGUACGAGAGCAACGUCUGCCUGCCCGAGCUGCCGGACUACAUCCCGCCGCCGGCGCACCACUACAACAACAACAACAACAAUACCGGUGGUUACACGACAGGCGGCCCCCGCGACACCACCUACGGGUACACGGAAGCGGCGGCAGCGCCGGCGCCCGCGCCCCCGGCCGCCUCCCCCCUGGACGAGUACUACCAGCCCGAGUACCCCGCGCCGCCCGCACCGCAGCCCUACCUAGACGAGUACUAUCACCACGCGCACCACUCGCAGCCGCUCAUCGCGCACGAACACAAAUACCAGCCACAUGCGUACACCAAGCCUUAUCCUAGAGGUGCGGGCGGGAGGUACGGCGGUGAAGGCUACGGCGAGAGCUACCCGGCGGAGUAUAGCGGCACAUGCUCCGAGUGGAGCGAGUGGCCCGGCGAGCAGCACGCGCUCAUACCGCAGGACAAGCUCGCGUACCCCGCCUCAGGACCUUGCUUCACUGGUUCAGGGCCCAUCCAGCUGUGGCAGUUCCUGCUCGAGCUGCUGACGGACAAGGGCUGCCAGGGCUUCAUCUCGUGGACCGGCGACGGCUGGGAGUUCAAGCUCACCGACCCUGAUGAGGUGGCGCGACGCUGGGGCAUUCGCAAGAACAAGCCUAAGAUGAACUACGAGAAGUUGUCGCGCGGGCUGCGCUACUACUACGACAAGAACAUCAUCCACAAGACCGCCGGCAAGCGCUACGUCUACCGCUUCGUCUGCGACCUGCAGAGCUUGCUCGGAAUCUCGCCAGAGCAACUGCACGCGAUGUACGAACCGAAGAUGGAAAAGAAAGACGACGACUGAACGCACACGUCAUCACUCACCCGCAGAAACGCACCGAUCUGGCACGCUGCCAUAUAUCAUUUAAAAAAAAAACAUUCGGAACUCCAUAUUGUCUAUGAAAUUUUCAAAUGUCUCUUAUACUCUGGCAAACCCACUUUCUUAGUAGAAAAAGGCAAGAAAUUCAAAUUUUCUAUAGGCGGACAACCCGUCGCGCCUACAUUUUUAAAUUUGCCCCUUUGUCUACUGACGAAAAUGGCUUGCCCAACUUUAAAUGCAAUAUCUUGUGAUAAGAGCGUGUACUGGCCCAUUUCAAAGCUGCAACGAUCAUCACAUUAAUAGAGAUUUGCUCGCGUACACGACCUUAAGUUCUUUCAAGUCUAUUCAGUUUUGAUCUCAUAACCAGUGGAUUUCACGAGGCUUCGCCGAAGCUUAGCGGACCUAAGUGGUUCAGGGUACUAUUAAUCAUCUAAACACAUUAUUAUUUAUUAAGUCCCAGAAACCAACGGUGCCUUACACUUCAUGACAUUAUUGACUGUUAUUCGGAAUCAUUCAUUUCCAUUUGUUUGCAUCAAAAGUCAAGUUUGCGACAGUAUUAAGAUGCUUCAUCUAUUAUUGUAUUGAAAUUAUAAAUCUGAACGUUUUGGCUUCAACGUUUCUGUCAGCACCAUGAAACGAACACGAUUAUGGAUACUUGAGUACUGAAAUAGUAAAAUUCUGCUAUAAAUUUAAUGGUAACUGUAAAUAUAAGUUAAUUUUGUUAGGUACUUUAUAAAAAUAAUUAGGUAUUAUAUUAUAGUAAGUAUUAAGUGUUGUAUGUUUGAUUCGCAAGUUGUUGCAAUAUGCUGUAAGAAUAAAGCAUAGUUAGAAUCGAAUGGUGAAGAAAGUUUUUUUUUAAAUUAUACGCAAAAUAUUUUAAAAAGUCCAAAGAUUGUAAAAUCUGUAUAAUUAACUCUAUACCCACCAAUUGGUAACAGUUUAGUAAACUACCAAAGGGCUUACUCUAACCUUCGGCAGGGGGUUUACUACGGUUUCAAUUCUCUUUUUGCAAUGCCAUUUCUGACUAGUUAAAAUGCACCCAAGGGCAUGGGCAUAAAGUUCAUUUUCGCAUGCCCAAGGGCUCGUCCAAAAAGAAAUUAUUGACACACCGGGCGACACCGUCGCUGAUCUCGUGGUAACGGAAUGUAACGUCUUACUAGUAAUGAAAUUAAUUAGUUGUAUUAUUUUCAAUUUUUAUAGCUCCUAGCAUACACCGAAGAUAUUUCGAUAAGGUUUAUUUUGUAAAAUAUUUUUCCUCCAUCAAUAUCAUACUUGCCUACGAAUAGGUAUGUGCAAUGUGCAAAAUUAAAUUAAGUUGGACUAUGCCUGUUAAGCGCAGAACACACGGAGCGUACCGCUGUGCGGUUGCUGAUGCAGUGUGUUGUGUGCUUUAUUUAGUGUCUCCACUGUCUUGCGCGGGUGCACGCCCAUCGCGGAUAAAAAUCCGUCGCACGCGUCCGCGCCAGUUGGCGUUGCUCAUACUAUUGUUCGUUCACCCGCGCAAGACAGCGCAGGCACUUAGUUGCGGUGCUGUUCACUCUAUGUUAAACUUCCUACUGAGAAUGUUGUCUUCCCCGUUGUCCCAGUGUCUGCAGACAGGCCGCUAGGCCCCUAUAUUUCUGCAAGCGACCUGCCAUUACGAAGUGAGACCUAUUUUGUAGUUAUGGCCAAAUUUUGAAUGUAUAAGUGUCGUUGUAUGUAUUGAUGGAAGAUAUAAAAUUAAAAAUAUAUAUUUACGAAAUCA
This is a messenger RNA of Cydia fagiglandana, 3205 nucleotides long. It is a transcript of the gene pnt, whose product is annotated as ETS-like protein pointed. The transcript is spliced from 10 exons. Bases 7 to 1446 code for a protein of 479 amino acids. Gene Ontology annotation, cellular component: nucleus. Gene Ontology annotation, molecular function: DNA-binding transcription factor activity, RNA polymerase II-specific; sequence-specific DNA binding. Lineage: Eukaryota; Metazoa; Arthropoda; Insecta; Lepidoptera; Tortricidae. Gene Ontology annotation, biological process: regulation of transcription by RNA polymerase II; cell differentiation. The record is from RefSeq and is a predicted model, not a curated record.